Molecule: messenger RNA, 2764 nt
Organism: Symsagittifera roscoffensis
Lineage: Eukaryota; Metazoa; Xenacoelomorpha; Acoela; Convolutidae
Biological process (GO): glutathione biosynthetic process
Cellular component (GO): cytosol
Molecular function (GO): ATP binding; glutathione binding; glutathione synthase activity
Source: RefSeq, a predicted model, not a curated record
CUCAUUUCUCUGUUUUUGCAAAUACAAAUAAUUCGUUUCAGUUAGUUGUUUUAAUUAUGAAUCCAGAAGCAUUGGGUGAUAUAAGGUCUCCUAUGGUUUUAUGUAAUGGACAGGAAUUGGAACAGAGUAUGAAGAGUUUAAACAUGAUGAUGUUGCAAAAAGAUGGUUCAUACAAAAAUCUGCCAAUUGGUUUAACCCCUGUCUCCUUUAAAAGAGACAAAUUAAAAGAAUUGCGGAGCUUGCAAUCCGAUUUGAUAGACUGGAUCAUGCUAGGAUUAAUAAAAGAAAGUUCCGUGAUUGUAGAUCUUUUGGAAAGUGUAGCAAAAACGGAUGACUUCAUACAUCGGUUGCUAACCAUUUACAAGAAGGCUAUCUCGAGUGAUAUAUACAGCAAAAAGCCCUAUUUGUCAAUUAUCAGAAGUGAUUUCUUCUUCGACGCCCAAUCACUAAGCUGGAAGCUAAUCGAAAUCAAUACCAUAGCUGUUGCAGGAGGAUUUUUCUCUGACGGAAUUGACAAGCUUUAUUUAGAACGCAAUCUGGAAAAUAAAGUUUUCCUCGCAGAUCAAGGGAAAAGGACAGACGUGAUAGUGGAAGGCAUUGUAGCAGCUCACCAGAAUCUAGUCGACACUUUUUAUUGCGGAGUUCUGGACUCAAAUGCCAAUAUCAGUAGAUCGAAACUGGGCGAAGAAUCCAAAAGUCAGACUGUUGGUAUAUUAUACAACGAUCUGCGUGACAAAAGCGAACAUCAAGUAAUAAUGGAAAACACAGAGCUGCCUUUUGCUGUGCUCAUACUUGCCAGAAAUUAUCAGGAGACUUUUCACUUGGACCAGUUAGGUGUUGCCAACAAAAUUUCCAAAAAGAACAUUCCAGUAAUAGUGUCUUCCUUCGAGGAUAUUUCGAAAUCGGCCUACAAGGUAACAAAUGACAAGCGGUUAAUUUUCACUACGAGGGACCAAAAAGUGACGUGCCAACUAUCUUGUGUCUACUUCCGCGGAGGCUACGACCCCAAUGAUUACGUAGAUGAUGCGUGCUGGCAGUUUGUGGAGGACGCUGAAUUAAGUAGGGCUGUUCUAGUUCCAUCUGUGGGUCUGCAUCUAGCCGGCACCAAAAGGGUUCAGUGUGCACUGAAUGAAAAUGACGGGGAACUCCUGAGGAAGUUGCAACCGAAGAACGCCUUGAAUGACUUGUUCAGGUCCACCUUCGUGCAUCAGUUUGAGCUGAAUUGCAGCAAUGUGGAAGAGGUGAUCGGAAACUGCCACAAGUAUGUGGUUAAGCCCCAGCGGGAAGGGGGAACGAACAACCUCUUUGGAGAAGACAUAGUAAAACACGUGGAGUCCCUCGAGAACAAAUCUCUUCUAUCUCGUUACAUUGCGAUGGAACUCAUUAAGGGCCAAGGCGUGAACAACUACCCUGUCCGGACCAAAGACGGUGACACUGUCUACUUGGAGGAAGCGGUGGCCGAAGUCGGAGCAUGUAGCGUCCUUCUGGUCGACCCGAAAUUACCUGAAGAAAACCAAGUUGUGAGGCAUCAGUUUGCGGGGUUGGUGACGAAGAUCAAGCGAGCAACGUCUAACGAAGCGGGAGUUUCCGUCGGCAACGGGUUCCUAACGUCUUUGUCUUCAGUGCCUGAAGAUCAAUAAAGUAUCUAAAUUGUUGUAGUCAUGUUCAAUAAGCAUACGGCAAAGCAAAUUAUCUUAUUAAAUCGUUUUAACAGAGGAAAUAAUGUGAAAUCUUGUUUUUUUUUUCCAGUAAUUGUUAGUUAAAGAAUGAAAGCUGCUGGCAGUUCUACGAAUACAUUGCAGCUAAGUUUCGAAAAACUUUGACGGUGGUAAAUGUGGAAACCCAUAUCAUUUGUUUUGGCGCCCUCAAAGCUUCGUAAUAAUUAAUGAACAUCAUGUUGACUAAAUUAGUCUUAUUUCUCAUUAAAUCUCUUGAAGAUGCGGGAAGGGAGAAUUUAUCACACUGGCUGCUUUAAGUUGCGAUGGCAUCAAAUCUUCUCGGCAAAGUUCGUGCUUUCAUUUUGAUUUAAAUCCUGGGCCUUGCGAAGCUCAACGUUCCUGAAUGGUUAAAUAUUGUUAAUCUAAUUGCACUAAUUGGCACCUGUGUUGAAUCGAUAGCUGGUCGGUGUAAUAUGAACGUACAAUCAUAUUACUUGGCCAAAAAAAUUAUCCUGCACUUAAAAUUACAAUGAAUCGAAAAUUAAUGGCAAAAAUUGAGAAUUAAUUAAAUUGGCAAAUCAAAUAGUGUACAAAUUAUUCUAUCAUAUCUCUUAUCAAUAACAUUAUUGGGCAACUCUCUCGUGCCUGAAUGACCAAUGGAUAUGUUAGCCUGUCAGAAAUCAGUAUUCGAAAUUUUGAAAAAAAAUAAGCAUGAAAAUUUUUCAUUCGACCAUGAGAAACUACCUAUCAAUCAUCGACAUCAAUGUGAGUAUGCCCAUAUAAAGCCUCCAAACGAAAUUCAAUUUUACUAAUUGUUGUCAUCACUACAGCAAUAGAUUUAUUAAAAGUGCUUUUAAAAAUGCAGUUUGGGAAAUAUUCAAUUUCUCUGCAAAAGGCAGUCAGUUAAUCGCAAUUUGGAAAAUGAAAGAAAAAGAAACUUCUUGUACCUGUGAUAUUUCAAGGUGCUAUAGAAAAUGCUUCAGUUUUCGUUUUUUAAUUCUGUGAUAAUCAUUCAUUCCAUUAUAAAGUAUAUUCGUAGCUUUAAGUUAACUUCUACCAUUUAUACUGUUUAUAUAACAAAGUAAUAAAGACAGUUGCCGCGAUUG